Plasmodium yoelii is the source of this 1263-nucleotide messenger RNA. RefSeq names its product 26S proteasome regulatory subunit RPN10, putative. The transcript has 2 exons. Gene Ontology annotation, cellular component: proteasome regulatory particle, base subcomplex; cytosol; nucleus. The record is from RefSeq and is a predicted model, not a curated record. Bases 1 to 1263 code for a protein of 420 amino acids. Gene Ontology annotation, molecular function: polyubiquitin modification-dependent protein binding. NCBI's taxonomy places the organism in Eukaryota, Apicomplexa, Aconoidasida, Haemosporida, Plasmodiidae. Gene Ontology annotation, biological process: proteasome-mediated ubiquitin-dependent protein catabolic process.
AUGAGCAAUAUCGAAGCUACAAUCAUUUGUAUAGAUAACAGCGAUUAUAACAUGAACGAAGAUAUCGUUCCGAAUCGGUUUAUGUCACAGAUCGAUUGUGUGAACAUACUAUGCUGCAACAAAACCAGUAUGCAUUACAAAAACAGUAUAGGAGUAUUAGUUAUGGCAGGAGAUGGAAUAAAAAUAAAAGUAUCUUUAACAAACGAUAUCGGACAGUUAUUAUCUUGUAUUCAUGGAAUAAAAAUAGAGGGUUCAUGCGAUAUAAUAAGAAGUUUGCUUAUUGCACAAUUAGCAUUAAAACAUAGAAUCGAUAAAAAUUUAGAACAAAAAAUAAUAAUAUUUAUUGGUAGCCCUAUAGAAGCUAAUGAAAAACAAUUAAUAAGUACCGGAAAGCAAUUAAAAAAAAAUAACAUAUCUAUUGAUAUAAUUAGUUAUGGAAAUGUAAAUAAAAAUAGAGAAAAAUUAAAUAAAUUAUUUGAAUCAAUAAAUAAUAAUGGAAAUUGUAGAAUCAUUGAAUGUCCAGAAGAUGAAGAUAAUUUAAGUACAUAUGUUUUAAACAAAAUUUUAAAUAAUAAUAAUUAUAAUAUGAACAAUUUAGAUGAAGAUGAACAAUUAUUAACAGCAAUGGAAUUAUCUAUGGGAUCAAAUAAUAAUACACAAAAUAUUCCAAACAAUAAUUCACAAUCUAAUAAUAUAAAUUCUAAAUCAAAUCAUAAUGAUUUACCAACUAUACAAGAUAUUGAAAACAUGAAAGAUAUUGAUAAUGAACUAAAGGAAGCAUUAUUAUUAUCUUUAAAAGAAUAUAACGAAAAAAAUAAAACAGAUAAUGAAAAUAGUAAAAUUAAUUCUGAAUCAAAAAAUGGGGAAAAUGAAAAAAAUGGGGAAAAUAUUACAAUAGUUAGUGAAGAAUAUAAAAAUGUUUUUGAUAAUGAAAAAACAGAUGCACAAACAAAACAAAUAGGAGAAAAAAAAGAAAACGAAAGUUAUGAAAAAGUAUUUAAAAUAUGUAAAGAUGAAAAUAUAGAAGAAGAUAAUAAUAAAUUUCAAAUAAAUUCAAAUAUUUAUAUCAAUACAGAAGAUAAUAUUAAGAAUAUAAAUAAAGAAACAACAGAUGACAAAAAUACAUCUUCUAUUCAAGAUACAAAUUAUAUAUCUCAAAUUUUGGAGCAAAUACCAGGAAGUUCAGCUAAUUUGCUUGAUAAAAAUGCAGAUGCCGAAAAAGAACCUGGCACUAAGGAGCCUGACACUAAGGAGCCUAAGUAG